Loxodonta africana (African savanna elephant) is the source of this 642-nucleotide messenger RNA. RefSeq lists its product as uncharacterized. The transcript is spliced from 2 exons. The record is from RefSeq and is a predicted model, not a curated record. NCBI's taxonomy places the organism in Eukaryota, Metazoa, Chordata, Mammalia, Proboscidea, Elephantidae. Bases 1 to 642 code for a protein of 213 amino acids.
AUGUCCUUCGCUUCUUUCCAUGGCAGCAGCUCCCGGGAGCCGCAGGCAUCCCACCGCCCCGCUCGGUCUGCGUCCCCGGCAGGCGCCCUGCGUAUCUCACAGGACACUGCAUGGCCGCCCAGCCCAGCCCAGCCCAGUCCAGCCCAGCCUAGCCCAGCAGCCCACCCCGUCCUGCCCAGCAGCCCAGCCCAGCCCAGCCUAGCCCAGCAGCCCACUCCGUCCCGCCUAGCAGCCCAGGCCAGCCCAGUCCAGACCAGCAGCCUAGCCCAGCAGCCCACCCAGUCCAGCGCAGUCCAGCCCAGCAGCCCAGCCCAGCAUAGCCCAGCAGACCAGCCCAGCCGCCCAGCCCAGCAGCCCAGUCCACCGCAGCCCAGCCCAGUCCCGCCCAGCAGCCCAGCCCAGCAGCCCAUCACAGUCCAGUCCAGCCCAGCCCAGCAGCCCAGUCCAGCAGCCCAGCCCAGCAGCCUCAGUCCAGCCCAGCAGCCUCAGUCCAGCCCAGCAGCCCAGCAGCCCAACCCAGCAGCCCAGCCCACCCCCCUCAGCAGCCCUGUCCAGCCCUGCUCCACCGAGCCUGGGAGCCCAGCCCAGCCCAGCCCAGCCCAGACCAGCAGCCCAGCCCCCCACCCCGGCAGCCCAGUCUAG